CAAGGACACAAAAAACAAAACAAAACAAAACAAAACCAAAAAAACAAGAAGAAACAACAACAACAAAACAAAACAAUCUUAAUCUUUUAAUUGAGUUUAAUUUGCAUCUACUGUCCUAGCAGUGGUUUGGGCUGACGUAGCCUCCUUCAGUCUGACGUCGUGCUCAGUGGUCGUGCGUGCCGUGCCGGGCCUCGCUGCGGAUGGAGGUGGUGGGGUUGUUUGGGGAUGGCUUGCCGGGUUAUCGCGUCUCCUCCUCGGUGUCUUGCUAGCAUACCGUCACCUUCUCGCACUGAGCAUGAACAGUUUGCAUGAAGAUGUAUAAUAAGCAUUAGCGUCGUGGCAGCCGCUUCUGUUUGUGAGUCCUUUCUAACGUCGCUGCAGCCGAGAGAUGCUUUGUGAGCUUUGAGGUCCACCAGAAGAAGAGAGUUGGUAGCUAUGGCUGAACAAGACAUUUGUCCUCACCUCGAUUCAAUAGGCGAGGUGACAAAGGAGGACCUUCUCCAGAAAUCUAAGGGAACUUGUCAGUCAUGUGGAGCUGGUGGCCCAAACCUGUGGGCCUGUCUGCAGAACGACUGCCCAUAUGUCGGGUGUGGAGAGUCCUACUCUGAUCACAGCACCCUGCAUGCACAGGCUAAGAAACACAACCUUACAGUGAACCUGACAACGUUCAGGAUCUGGUGUUAUGUGUGCGAGCGGGAGGUGUUUCUGGAGCACAGGCCGGCCCUGGUGCCCGUACCUGCUGCACCCCACCUCUGUAAAGCCACAGAGCAGGACACAGCUCCACAGACAGUAGGUCACCCACUAAAAGCAGUACCGAUUGCUGUGGCAGAAGAAGAAGGUUCAGAAUCAGAAGAAGAUGAGCUUAAACCCAGAGGCUUGACGGGAAUGAAAAAUAUUGGAAAUUCCUGCUACAUGAAUGCAGCUCUUCAGGCCCUGUCUAACUGCCCUCCUCUCACUCAGUUCUUCCUGGACUGUGGUGGAUUGGUAAGGACUGACAAGAAGCCUGCUUUGUGUAAGAGCUACCAGAAACUUAUCUCAGAACUCUGGCAUAAAAAACGGCCCAGCUAUGUUGUCCCUACCAGCCUGUCCCACGGCAUCAAACUAGUGAACCCCAUGUUUCGCGGUUAUGCUCAGCAGGACACUCAGGAGUUCCUGCGCUGUUUGAUGGACCAGUUACAUGAAGAGCUGAAGGAGCCUCUGACGGAGUGCAGUGUGGGCAGUGAUGGAAAUGACGGGGAGGACAGAAGAGACGGAGAUCGCUCCCCGUCUGAGGAUGAAUUCCUUUCUUGUGACUCUGGCUCUAGCAGUGACCGGGGGGAGGGAGGAGGUGUGGGUGAGAGCGAGCUGCUCAUCCAGGAUGAGUGUGAUGGGGUCAGGUCACAGACAGGUGGAAUGGGGGACAUCAGUAGUGGUCCAGUGAUCUCUGAGAAGGAGAGGCUUAAAGAAAGGAGGGUACCUGGCUCCCCACUCCGUGGAGGCUCACAAGAGAUGGAUGAAGAUGCUGAUGUGGACACAGCAGCUGAGGAGGGGGGUCCUGAAAGGAGGUCGGAGGAUGAGGAACAGUUGGCACCAAGCACAAACACUGAAGUCCAAAGUCAAGAGAACCAACAGGCAUCUAAUACAGGGCAAGGUCAAGUCCCGAGCAACAACAGCUCAGAGCCAGACAAUGAAGCAUCGAUGACCCAGCCCCAGUCCACCCCCUGUAGUCCUGUGCGCACCCUUCAAGAGAUGCAUCCCAAAUUGUCCUCCAGUCCCCCACGUUCCAGCCCUCUCCGCUCUUCAGGGCCUGCAUACUCCUUCAAAAAAGCUCAGCUGCUGCUCAGUGCCAGGAAGAAAAAGCAGUCUCACUAUCGCAGCGUGAUCUCCGACAUCUUCGAUGGCUCGAUCCUCAGUCUGGUCCAGUGUUUGACAUGUGACAGGGUCUCAACUACAGUGGAAACCUUCCAAGACUUAUCCCUCCCCAUUCCUGGUAAAGAGGACUUGGCAAAGCUCCACUCGUCCAUCCAUCAGAACCUGCCGGUCAAGACUGGCGUGUGCCCCGACACUUACGGCUCACAGGGCUGGAUCUCCUACAUCAUGGACUCCAUACGACGGUUUGUAGUCUCAUGUAUCCCCAGUUGGUUUUGGGGGCCCAUGGUGACACUAGAGGACUGCCUUGCUGCCUUUUUUGCUGCAGAUGAACUCAAAGGGGACAACAUGUACAGCUGUGAGAGGUGUAAAAAGUUGAGAAAUGGUGUCAAAUAUUGCAAAGUGCUUAGACUUCCAGAGAUUCUGUGCAUUCACCUGAAACGUUUUCGGCACGAGGUCAUGUAUUCGUUCAAGAUAAGCAGCCACGUGUCCUUCCCGCUCGAGGGCCUCGACAUGCGACCUUUCCUGGCUAAAGAGAGUCCAUCACAAGUUACCACUUACGACUUACUGUCAGUCAUUUGCCAUCACGGCACUGCAGGAAGUGGGCACUACAUAGCUUACUGUCAGAAUGUAAUCAAUGGCCAGUGGUACGAGUUUGAUGACCAGUAUGUUACUGAGGUCCAUGAGACGGUGGUGCAGAAUGCAGAGGCGUAUGUGUUGUUUUAUAGGAAAAGUAGUGAGGAGUCUGUGAGAGAGAGGCAGAAGGUGGUGGCUCUGGCCAAUAUGAAGGAGCCCAGCCUGCUGCAGUUUUACAUCUCCAGAGAAUGGCUUAACAAGUUCAACACCUUCGCCGAGCCAGGCCCCAUCAGCAAUCACACAUUUCUUUGUCAGCACGGCGGGAUCCCGCCUAAUAAAUACCACUACAUAGAUGAUCUGGUUGUGAUUGUUCCCCAGAAUGUGUGGGAAUACCUUUACAACAGUUUUGGAGGUGGCCCAGCAGUGAACCACCUCUACAUGUGUGCAAUCUGUCAGGUGGAGAUUGAAGCUCUGGCUAAACGCAGAAAAACAGAAAUAGACACCUUCAUCAAGCUGAACAAAGAGUUUCAGGCUGAAGAAGCUCCAACAGUGAUCCUGUGUAUCAGCAUGCAGUGGUUCAGAGAGUGGGAGAGCUUUGUGAAGGGGAAAGACAAUGAGCCGCCCGGUCCCAUCGACAACAGUAAAAUUGGUGUUAUGAAAGGAGGACAUAUACAGCUAAAACAAGGUGCAGACUAUGGUCAGAUCUCAGAGGAGACUUGGCAGUAUUUGUUGGGAAUCUAUGGCGGAGGCCCUGAGAUUGCAGUGAGACAGACGGUGGCCCCAGCUGAUCCUGACACCCUUCAUGGAGAGAGGAAGAUUGAGGCAGAGACAAGAGCACUUUGAGAUAAAGAGAGGUCUUCUGAGCCCUUUUCCACUCUUGCCCUCACAGGAAGCUGAGGAAUUUGCACCAUGGUGAAGAAGCCCCGUCUUGAGCACUUUGUAAAUGUAGCAGCGUGUGAUUCUGAAGCCAUGUUGCAAGAGGAGAAAAUGGUACUUAAAAAUGACAUGGUUUAUUUAUUGGAUACCUUUGAUCCUUAAUGUUAAGGUGUACAAAUAAGAUGUUGUGUCACAUCCUUGGAGCUAUUUUUGGUAGCUGUGGUGUCUCAGUGGCCGCUGUAGUGACAUGGUGUUGUAUAAUGCUAAACAAGCAGACUGCUGCAGGUGUGACAAGCCAAAAUGCUGCAGUGACUAGAAUUACAGUGUGAUGUUUUUGAGGACUUUUCUUCUUCCCUGGAAGCAAAAACCCAGAGACAGUAACAUGCUUUCUGUUGAAUGCCUUUUAUUUAGUUACAUAUCAGACGUGAAGUGAGGGCUCUCAGUCAUUGACUUUGAUUUUUAAAGGGGACAUAUUAUGCUAAAUCUAUUCCCAAAGAGAUCACAUCUAGUUACACACAGCCUCUACUGGUGAGCAGACAAGCCCUGGUGUAGGUAACUGUGUUCAAGUCACCUUUACUGCUUCAGUGUAAGCUCAGCUGGCUCACCGUGAGCCCUUACAUCCAUUCGCAUCUCUCCUGAGCAUUUUAAUAUGGUUAAAUCCAAGUAAAGCUGACUUCAUUUGCAUAAUUUUCAGUUUUUGUUUACAGACAGGGGAAUGGGUAUGAAAUAUUAAGUCUAACUCUACAACCUGGCUUGUAACCUGUCGUCAAUUACGAGCCACUUUUUAAAGCUAGUGCGCUGCAUUGUUAAAAUCAACAAAAUCUCCAUAUUCAUAAGCUACAACCAAUGAUUGUGUGUGAUUUCAGUUAUAUUGCAUGUGAAAUGAGAGGUAGAUGCAUCAGAAUGAUGCACUUUUUGCACCUUCUACCACAGCCUGUUCCUUUUGGGUGCUAAUGUCUCUUCCUGAAAGGAGAUUGGGCACCAGCAGCACUGUUUUAUUUAAAGCUACAGGCACAGAAAGAGUACCCUGAAAACUGGGGGUAUAAGCUGAAACUUAAAGUACACAAUCUUUGGGGAUAUGUAAGACCUGCAUUAACUUGUUAUAAUGGGGUAUAAUAUGUCCUCUUUAAAUGCACUGAGCCCUCAGGAAUGUGGAUUUAUUUUUGGUUUUGUUUGAUAAGGUUUGCAAGCAACAAAACAUGCACGUCUGGGUUCUAAAAGACUUCCAGGUUAAAAAUGCAUGAAAAAAAAGUAUUUUUUUUCUUUUUCCUUUUUUUUUCACUGGUAAGGACAUUUCAGUGACAGGAUGAUAUGCAGAUUUUUUUUUUCUCUCUCCACCAAACAGACAUUUUAUCUGUUUAUGUGCUCAAAAUAAUUUUAUUGACUCGCUUCUGCUUAGUCUAUUAAAGCACUAAAUAAAUAGAAAUAUAAAUAUUAACAAAAUUUAGAAAUGGCAAUUUUCAUAGGUCAUAGACAAAGAUGUUAAGCAGGAGAGAGGGUUACAUAUCAGAGAAUCUUGUGCACCUGGCUGGCUUUUGAGAACUUGCAUAGAGAACUUGUGAUUAAAAGUGUAAAUUCACUUUGAGAUACCUGUUAUACCCUAUAGACUGGUAAUGCAGCGUUUAACAAAGAAAGGGCAGUAUUAAGUGCUUUUCCCCACCACCUUCUUACAGUUUGGCAGAAAGAUCAUGACCCUUUCCCAAAUAUUACAGUAUGCAAAAAUCAGACCUAUUACACCACUCAAGUUACUCCUGAUACUUAGUUAAAGGUAUUUUUAAUUUAUGCAUCAUUUUCGAAUGAGCUUUCUUGGUUUCCGGAUCAUCUAAAAUCCAAAUGAUACACUUCACUUGUGUGUAGGAUUGGAUUAUUGUUGAAGAUGCAUUUUUGCUAAGUAAAGCAAAAAUUUUAAUUUUUUUAUACUACUGUGUAAAUUUUAAACUCCAGCUAUAAAGGAAGCAGUAAAUCAAAAAAAGUCUCCUAAUAAUUUAGCAUAAGAAUGAAAUGGUAGCUAUUUUCCUAAAGUGUGCAAUUCAUGUUACAGCAUAAUCGAUGCAAGAAAAAUGAUUCAAUGUCAAACGUGUAAGAAAUAGAAGUCACUCCAGGCUUAGCUCAGUAAACCUUGUUGUCCUCUGUCUCAUUUCAGAUAAACCACAUGCUUGCCUUUUUUUUUAAAUUUUAUUUAAAUAGAACCUUAUCCCAACUGCAUAGGCAAAUUUUGCCACCACAUUUUUAAUAAUUAAUGCUUGGCAUUGUUUUAAUAAGCUAAUUUUGUCCCUUUAAUAUAUUACAUUAUAUUAGUCUAGUUUAUUGUAAAUUUCAGUAAAUUUGAAAACCAAAACUAGAUAGUGUUAAACAAGAUAUUACAUGCUUUUUUUUUUUUUUUUUGGGGUCAAAUUUAGAGGAUGUCUCCAUAGGUAUAUUUCAUGAAGUCUCAGUGCAUAUACAUUGUUUUGAAAUCUCUAUUUUAUCAGUAAUUAUUAAGGGAGAAAUUUAGACUGGCAUUGAAAAACCUUCAGAAGUAGAGAGUAGAUAAAUGUUACACCUGCGCUGAUGGUGGUGUAAAAGGUGCGAGAAGUACUUUUAUAAUGAGAUUUUCAGUGCCAAAUGACUGAAAAUAAGAACGAAGACUGAUUUAAUCUUUCAUGUAAGACAAAGGUGCAAAGUGGUGUUUGUUCCAGAGGUUUCCCCAUUCUGUAUCCUCAUUCGUUUAGUUUUUUUUCUUUAAAUGAAAUGUUUGUUUAACCCUGAUAACAAAACCACCCAUGCACAUUUAUGUUUACCAGUCUGAUUUUUUUUUUUUUUUGUAUUUGUACUGAGAAAUCAUGUUUUUUCCAUAAUUUGGAACAGAUGGGUCUAAAUAGUAGAGGAUAUUCAUUGCACCUUGGAAGUGGUAGUUUGAAGCAUAGCUAAGUGGUGGAUGGUUUCUAGUUUGGUGGAUCACUUCAGUACUUUUGUAGAUGAUGUGAUCCUUUUUCUUUCAUCAAGCAGUGAACUUGUUCUA
Molecule: messenger RNA, 6301 nt
Organism: Archocentrus centrarchus (flier cichlid)
Lineage: Eukaryota; Metazoa; Chordata; Actinopteri; Cichliformes; Cichlidae
Product: ubiquitin carboxyl-terminal hydrolase 20-like
Exons: 25
Coding region: 436-3267 (943 amino acids)
Biological process (GO): protein deubiquitination
Molecular function (GO): zinc ion binding; cysteine-type deubiquitinase activity
Source: RefSeq, a predicted model, not a curated record